AUCAAGAAACCACCAGUAACGACCCAUCGCCCAACGACGACACGAUGGUUCGAUACGCAGCCACCGAAAUCCACCCGGCGAAGUCGGCUCGCGCGCGCGGAGCAUACCUCCGUGUGUCCUUCAAGAACACCCGCGAGACCGCCCAGGCCAUCAAUGGCUGGAAGCUCGAGCGUGCCGUGAAGUUCCUCGAGAACGUCCAGGAGCACAAGGAGGCUGUUGCCAUGAGGAGGUACGCCGGCGGAACCGGUCGCGCCGCCCAGGGCAAGGCUUUCGGUGUCACCCGCGCCCGCUGGCCCGUCAAGUCGGCCGAGUUCCUCCUCGGUCUCCUCAAGAACGCUGAGGCCAACGCCGAUACCAAGGGUCUCGAUACCGGUAACCUCGUCGUAAAGCACAUCCAGGUCAACCAGGCACCAAAGCAGCGCCGCCGCACAUACCGUGCACACGGUCGCAUCAACCCAUACAUGUCGAACCCCUGCCACAUCGAGUUGAUCCUGACCGAGAGCGAGGAGGUUGUGGCCAAGGGAGAGGCCGUCGAGGGACGCGAGGUGCUGCACUUGAGCUCGAGACAGCGUGGGGCCCGCCAACGCGCGGCCAUCACUGCUGCUUAAGUUAGAGUAGAAAGAGAAUUUUUCCAAGAACGGGGCUGGGAUUGUGAGUGAGGCGCAAUGACUUGGGCUGGGUGCGUUCCAGAUCAAAGGUCUGUGUACUUCAGUAGCAUAUGGCAGGGUAUUGGUCACGCAUAUGAGCUCGUUUUGUUCCU
Pseudogymnoascus destructans is the source of this 760-nucleotide messenger RNA. It is a transcript of the gene RPL17, whose product is annotated as 60S ribosomal protein L17. Gene Ontology annotation, biological process: cytoplasmic translation. Gene Ontology annotation, molecular function: structural constituent of ribosome. Lineage: Eukaryota; Fungi; Ascomycota; Leotiomycetes; Thelebolales; Thelebolaceae. The transcript is spliced from 4 exons. The record is from RefSeq and is a predicted model, not a curated record. Gene Ontology annotation, cellular component: ribosome; cytosolic large ribosomal subunit. The coding region runs from base 45 to 608 and encodes 187 amino acids.